Molecule: messenger RNA, 2491 nt
Organism: Ciona intestinalis (vase tunicate)
Lineage: Eukaryota; Metazoa; Chordata; Ascidiacea; Phlebobranchia; Cionidae
Source: RefSeq
UUCAUUCGUUACAUGUGAGUUAUAUUUUCUAAUUUGUGAUCGAACACUUUUCACGAGUCAUGGCGGCCGAAAUCAUGACUAAGCCCCAACAGAGGCAACCAAUAUUGCUGAGUCGUAUCGAAGACGACACGCAGGAUGUUGUUACGAUGGCCGUGUUCACGCCAAACGAGGAAGGAAUUAUAACUGUCAGCAUUGAUAAGUCAAUUCGUAUCUGGUUAAAAAGGGAAACCGGACAAUACUGGCCGAGCGUUUGUCAUUUUAUUGAAUCACCUUGCACUACCAUGUUUUACUCAGAAGAACCAAGGUUGAUGUUCGUGGGACAAGAUAAUGGAAAUGUUGAUGAAUUUAAAGUUUCAGAAGAUUACAACCAAAUCACACAUCAGAGAAAAUACCUUGCCCACCAGAAACAAGUCACCGGCUGCAUCUUCACGCACCAGAACGAGGUCUUGGUUGUUUGUGGGAAAGAUAAAUACAUUACGUGGCAUUGGACCAAGAAUGGGCAACGGUUUGGAGGUUACCAAACACCAUCCCAACCUAUGUGUUUACAGUAUGAUCACCAAUCACAUUAUGUGUUUGCUGGUUUAUCAAAUGGUGAAAUUACUGUGUUGAAGAUAAAUAAGAAUGAGAGUCAACUAAUAACACAAUUGAAAGGACAUUCUGGUUCAAUUGCUUGUUUAUGUUGGGAUCCAACACACCAAAUUCUUUACUCUGGAUCUUCAGACAAGUCUAUUAUAAUGUGGGAUAUCGGGAGCAAUAAAGGAACCGCUAUUGAACUACAAGGGCAUACGAGCAAAGUCACUUCUCUCCUUUACGCAAGCCACACACAACAACUAUUGUCCACAGGGUUGGAUGGGAUGUUGGUGGUCUGGAACAUGGAGAUCAAAAGGAACGAGACUCCAGUAUGGCAGGAGGGCAACCAAUGCAUUAAAUGUAAACAACCUUUCUUUUGGAACUUUAAACAAAUGUGGAGCGAUAAGACGGUUGGUUUAAGGCAACAUCAUUGCAGGAAAUGUGGAAUAGCAGUUUGUGCGAGUUGUAGCAGUAAACGAACCACUAUUCCUUUGUACGGGUUCGAGUUUGAGGUUCGUGUGUGCGAGGAGUGUUACGAAUCCGUUACUGAGGAACAAAAAGCCCCAACUGCUACAUUUCAUGAUUUAAAACAAAGCGUUAUAAUGCUCUAUCCUGAUUGGUCGAAAUGUAGAUUCGUAACCAGCGGCAACGACCGUACAAUAAAGCUGUGGGACCUAAAGAACAUUGUCACCAAGUGAUGGGAAAUUUAACGGUCUGGUCUUAAUUUUUAUUUUACUUCUUUAUCUUCAAAUCGAAUGUAAAUUGUGUAGAAGAAUAUUUAUGUUUGUGAAGUUGUGCUAAUAAUACCAGUUCAGCCAUCAGUGUUAAUACAGCAACAAUUUAUUUAAAUCAACCCAAGAAAUUCGCAAGAAAAUUGGUGGCAAAUGCCACUGACUACUGUUGUUAACAUAAGCUAUGUUCAUAAAUUUGCCACCGACUUUUAACUUUACUGUGUCAUUAGCAUUAGAUUUGCCAAAAAGCCACGGUGAAUUUCGUAGCUCACAGAGAGACUUUAUAGAUUGAACUAUAUCUUACAAAUGCAGCACGUAAGGAAUUAUAAACAUAUUGCGUUUUAACUGCCUAAUUUCUGAACGCUUUUUCAUGAUUUUAUAUUUCAAUACUUGAUUGUGGGAGACAUGAAUGAUAACUAUUCUUAACGUUUUAGUUGGUUCUAUUACUCUUAAGUUAUUUCAUAAAAUACAAUAAUUCAUUGUUAUCAUAUGCAAUAAUAUUUCAUUUUUCAUCUUUUACUAUUGAAGCAAUGCAAAAACAACAACACAAAUGCUCGCGCGUUGAAACCAGUGCUUCUCAACCUUUUUGUAAUGGCAAAAAUAUUCAGCAUAAACUAAUAGCAAAGUUUUGGUGACCAAAUUUCCCAAACUACAUUUCACACUUUUCACCAUACAAUAAAUUUUUAAACAAAAUUUAAAAUAAAUGUGAACAACUGUAGUAGGUGAUCCAACCAAAUCAAAUCGCAACCCUAUUUAUAUAAAACUAUACUUCACACAACUUUUGCAAGCAUACAAUGUAAAUUUUACAAUCACAGUUAAAAUGGUUGAGAAGCACUGGUAUAUAAAUAUCAACUGUGAUAAGACUUGAUAACUUUGUAUAUAAAAGUGAAAUUCUGAUUUUAAAACCAUACGUGAGGACGUUUGUAAUUUCUCGACUUUUGGGUUAAAUAUGGCUCGAUAAAGUACAAAACAAUAACCUUGAAUUGGUUGCACCACUUUUCACAUUGGUUUAUAUAAGUGAAGUUGUAUUUGACCGACACUUUAGUAAAACAUAACACCCCAAAUCGUUGAACCCAAAUGUUCUCACCUUAUUAAAGUUGUCGUCGUUGUUAAUCGUGUUGUUCUUACUUUAUAAUCUGUGCUUAUUGCGUUGUUGUGUAAUAAAGCUAUGUAUGAGUCAUUUAUCACCC